CAUGGGCAAGAUGCCAUCACGGUUUCCAACGGGGGUCGUAUCCUGCGCUCUUGGGAAACAAACAUUGGGGGCCUGAAUUGGGAGGUUUUGAUGGACGCUGGCAGCUUUCAGAUGGCUAGUUUGGUUGGAGUCCAAGAUGCUGUGAAGUACGUGGCCAUUUUGAAGAAGAGUUCCCUGCUCCUACAUUAUCUCUCCAACGGUUACCAAAAAUGGACAGAACAUUUGCCAGAAAGCGAGAUGGUCCAGUAUCAGCUAGUCUAUUCCCACGGGACAGGUGUGGUGCAUGUUGUCGGGAUUUCUCCACAAAGCCACCUCAGCGUCCUGACUUUCAGCAUUGAGGAUGGCGAAAUGACAAGACAGAUCAGGGUGGCAGCUCCCUGGUUGAGGAACCUAGCGGGGACUUGCAACGUCGUGGAAGAAGUGACGCUCCUGUGUGUGAACCCAGCCACCCAGUCCCUUUACACCUUGUCCCUGGAGGCGGAGGAGGAGAUGAAGGAGGUUCCGCUGCAGUCUCUCGGCCUGGAAUUUGCAAACCUUUCCGAAUCCAGCAUCCUGUCCUCCCAGCCGAACCCAGCCAGAGCUCCCCGGCCUCAGUUCUACCUGCGUCUGUCGCCCACCCACUUCGCUCUCUUGCAAUAUCGGCACGGCGUCUUGAGCCUCCUUCGGAAUUUCCCUCAGGCCAGCCUUGUGACUUUUGCGACUACCGGUGAGAAGACCGUGACAGCUGUCCUUGCCUGCAAGGGCGAAGGGGAAGGCCCUUUUUGCCCCGCCCAGGCCUACACCAUCAACUUGUACCUGGCUGAAACCGGGCAGAGGCUUCUGGACACUCUCAUCACCUUCACUCUGGAGAAGAGUAGCAUCAGGCCUGAGCAGCUCUUCAUUCAGGUCUUUUUAAAGAAGGAUGAUUCCGUUGGGUACCGUGCCUUGGUGCAAACGGAGGAUCACCUCCUCCUGUUCCUGCAACAGCCAGGAAAAAUUUGGUGGACCCGGGAAGAGUCUCUGGCUGAGGUGGUUAGUCUGGAGAUGGUUGACCUGCCCUUGACGGGGGCCCAGGCAGAACUGGAGGGCGAAUUUGGGAAGAAGGCUG
Molecule: messenger RNA, 1087 nt
Organism: Notechis scutatus (mainland tiger snake)
Lineage: Eukaryota; Metazoa; Chordata; Lepidosauria; Squamata; Elapidae
Source: RefSeq, a predicted model, not a curated record